ACCUACCACAGGCAGUGCCCCUUAUGGAAGUUAGAUACUAAUUUUGUUCUCUCUAUUACCAUUAAAUCCAGUUUUGCCAGCCUCAGAUCUGCAUUGUUUAUCUGACCAUCAGUGAGUUGUGUAGAGCUAUGGGGCUCCCCAGUGCCAGCCUGUUCCCCAUCUUCUACCAUCCCAUAGCUGUACUCCUCUGUGCUGCAUCCUGCAUCCCCAGAGCUCAAGGCACCUGCUAUUGUACCAAACUUGUACUUCUACACACUGUUCUGUGUCUGAGUGAAAAAUGUCUCAUUCUGCAUAGAAUGGGGGAAACUAAGGGAGUGACCGCUUUGACAUGCUGUCGUGGCACCUCAGGCAUUUCUGUCUCUGUGCAAAUCCUGUCCUCUGUAAGUACUUCUGUCCCUCUGAGUGGCUGCACUCUACUUGACAAUUUCACAAGAAGCCAGCAGGACCCCAGCACAGUACAUCAGUGCUUUCUCAGCUCAGCCCUGAAGCUCAGCCCAGGAAGCCAACACGUUCAUGUAGGCAUGAGCAUUAGAGAAGAGGAAACAUACAUUUAAAUCCAAACAGGCUCAUCUUGAAGAAAACAUUGGUUUUCAAUGCAGCUAUGAAUUAAGAAAAUACAAAAGGAAUUUGAGUGCUUCUUCAGAAGAGAAAGUCUGGGAAAAAGAAGUACUGAGAAGGAGAAGAAGUGCCACCAUAGCUUCAACAUUUCAUUUGGAGGAGCCUGGGGUCAUCCCAGUGUUCUUGCUGAGAAUCACCAGCUGAUAAGAAGCAGCCAGCAAAUUCAGCAUGACAGAGGUGUACGCAGAAGUCACAACUGAAUACAUUUACGAUGAACAUGCUUUCUCCUGCAAUAAAACUGACAUCCAAGAGUUUGGGAAAAUAUUUCUGCCGCUCUUUUACAUCGCAGUGUUUGCUCUUGGCCUCACAGGGAAUCUAAUGGUGGUUUUUGCCAUUGUGAAAGGCAAUAAAAAAAGCAUCACUGACAUCUAUCUCCUGAACUUGGCUAUCUCUGACCUUCUCUUCGUGAUCUCCCUCCCGUUCUGGGCAUCCAACACGGUCCGUGGAUGGACCCUUGGGACUACUGCAUGCACAGCUGUUUCCUCACUGUAUUACAUUGGUUUCUUUGGGGGGAUGUUCUUUAUCACUGUUAUCAGCGUUGACAGGUACUUGGCCAUUGUCCGGGCAACUUAUUCUCUGAGGUCCAGAACAGUAAGACAUGGCUUUCUUGUAAGCUGCGGAGUGUGGGCAAUAGCGGUUCUGGUGUCGGUGCCACAAUUUGUGUUCUCCCAGCUCAUAGAAAAUUACUGCGUUGCUGUCUUCCCAGAGAAGCUGGAGAACAUCUGGCCAGUGUUCUGCAAUAUGGAGCUGAACACCAUUGGCUUUCUCAUCCCGGUCUGUAUCAUAUUCUAUUGCUACUGUGGGAUCAUCAAAACCCUCCUGUCCUGCAAAAAUCAGAAAAAAGCCCGAGCCAUAAAACUGAUAUUGGUUGUGGUGGUGGUUUUUUUUCUGUUUUGGUCCCCCUACAAUGUACUGAUUUUUCUAGAUACUUUAAAUCACUAUGAAUUAUUCACAGAUUGCAACCAAAUUAAGUCACUGGACUAUGCAAUGCACCUGGCUGAAACCAUUGCAUUCAGUCAUUGUUGUCUCAAUCCUUUUAUCUAUGCCUUUGCUGGGGAAAAAUUCAGGAAAUACCUUUAUCAGGUCUGCUUGAAGUACUGUCCAUUCCUGUGUUUCUGUGGGCCCUGCAGUCAUUACCAGGUCUCUCAUUCAGUUAGUUAUGCAGAAAGUGUGGUGAACAGCAACAUAACCCAGAACACCAGCGACCAGGACGGCUCUGUCUUUGUCUAAAAGGAUCUCAGAAGGAGAAAUGUGUCAAUAUUUGUCUCCUGCAGGGACAGCAGCCACUGAGGGGUUGCAUUUACCUGUAUGAAGAGCCUUAAAGGCUGCACUGAAUUACUGACAUGCCUCUAGUUAAGCAUUAAAUAUUCUAAAACAGCAAAGAUUUAAAAAAACAAAAGAAAUACAACAUGUCAGUGUUGGACAUGGAAUGGAAUCAAGAGCAAGGAAGAGGGAAAGUAGAAACAAAAGGAGCCCUCUGUGCCUAGAAAAGGAAGAGGGUAGGGAACCUUUUGAACAGAUCCACGACUGGAAUUUGUGCAUGUGUCAGUGUAUGUUCAUGUGAUACUGAUGUACAUAGACCUAAACUCGUUUUUUAUAAGGGAAGAGAAAUCUCUUUAAUGAGCAGUGGCUAACUUUUAGGAGAGGGGAAUAUUUUUGGUAGUAAAGAUGUGUAUUUUUGAUGCUAUAUAUCCAUAAGGAAGUGAUUUUGUGGUUAUUGAUUGCAACAGAUGUUUUAACUGUGCUUUCAUAUGUAAUAAAAUCCCACUGUUUAAAAAAAA
Molecule: messenger RNA, 2399 nt
Organism: Haemorhous mexicanus (house finch)
Lineage: Eukaryota; Metazoa; Chordata; Aves; Passeriformes; Fringillidae
Gene: CX3CR1
Product: C-X3-C motif chemokine receptor 1
Exons: 4
Coding region: 787-1848 (353 amino acids)
Biological process (GO): immune response; G protein-coupled receptor signaling pathway; chemotaxis
Cellular component (GO): membrane
Molecular function (GO): chemokine receptor activity
Source: RefSeq, a predicted model, not a curated record